Molecule: messenger RNA, 2362 nt
Organism: Larimichthys crocea (large yellow croaker)
Lineage: Eukaryota; Metazoa; Chordata; Actinopteri; Sciaenidae
Gene: nkain4
Product: sodium/potassium transporting ATPase interacting 4
Exons: 7
Coding region: 280-909 (209 amino acids)
Biological process (GO): regulation of sodium ion transport
Source: RefSeq, a predicted model, not a curated record
UCCUCCUUUUACACACCGGUUCGCAACCACCCACCCAGUCAGUCACCUCAAGUGCGACCGGCCGGCUUGGAGGAGGCAAACAAACAGAUCCAGAAACAGCCAGGAGUGAUCCUGCCGCGUGUGUUUGGCUCACCAAGAGAGACACCGGAACACUAGAGGAGGAUGGGACGCCGGUGCUUGGAUCAGAACUGAGUCUGGUCGGCACACUGAGAGCUCCUCCGACCCGUUUCCAAGUCCUUUUCUAACCGGCUCAGAGUCACGUUUUCUGCCGCUGACACAAUGGGCUGCUGCAGCGGACGAUGCACGCUCAUCUUUCUUUGCACUUUACAGUUGGUGCUGGCUUUAGAGAGACAAGUCUUUGACUUCCUGGGUUACCAGUGGGCCCCAAUCCUUGCCAACUUCUUCCACAUCAUAAUUGUCAUCCUCGGCCUCUUUGGCACCAUCCAGUACAGGCCGCGCUACAUCGUGGUGUAUACAGUAUGGGCCGCUCUGUGGGUAGCCUGGAACGUCUUCAUCAUCUGUUUCUACCUGGAUGUAGGAGGCCUGUCCAAGGAUAGUGACCUGCUGACAUUUAACAUCUCAGCCCAUCACUCUUGGUGGAGUGAACACGGACCUGGCUGCGUGAGGAGAGAGAUGCCGCAGGCUCCAGGAGUCCGCACCACCGAGAGCCACUCCUACAUCACUGUCAUGGGCUGCCUCAUGGACUACCAGUACAUCGAGGUCAUGCAUAGUGGCACACAGAUUCUUGUUGCUCUCCUGGGCUUCGUGUACGCCUGUUAUGUUGUCAGCGCUAUCACCGAAGAGGAGGACAGCUUUGAUUUUAUUGGUGGAUUUGACCCAUUCCCACUCUACCAUGUCAAUGAGAAACCAUCUCAUCUCCUCUUAAAGCCCAUGUACCUGUCUACGUAAAUAAGAGAGCGUCCAGCGAGGAGGUGACACAGCAAGUUCCCACGGAGACAAAAUGGCUGUUUUGACACAAACAUCUUAGUGCAUAGGGGCACGCCACACAUUCCUCCUCCUUCUUGAUUUCAGUAAUUUAACCAUGUCAUUUACUGGUGUGCUGCCCAGAAAAGCCCACACUUCUCAGUUAGGGUCCAUUGUUUUCCAGGGAGGGAUGACGGGUUCGGGGAAAGAGGGAUAUUACAGCGUGACAAAGUCUCAUAUAGUGUGUUUAGGGAAGUAACAAUCAUUUUCUUUUUAUUAAGUUCUCUGCUGAGGACCUAGAGCUGUGACCUGCCCAUAAUGGUUUAAUACUCCCCGAGAACAUGACUGUAUACAUGUACAGCAUAUAAAUACAUUGUGUAUGUAAUCAGGGACUGCCCAGCAUUCCCAGUCUGUGGUACUGUGUCUUAGAGGACUCAGUGAUUUAGCAUGUUAUUGCUGGUUUGGCUCAGAUCUUGGCCGGAGGGCUGAAUUACAGUGGAGCCUGUGGAAUGAGCUAUUGUGCGCUGCCUGUUUACUUUAGGCCAGGAUCUGUGUGCAUAAAUACACAAGCGAAAGCAGGAAGAGGCAGGGGAGUGAAGAAGUAGAGGGAGGGGAGGGAACAAAAGCACCAAACCUACAGGGGCAUCUAUCAAAAAUAGAAAAUGUAAAUAAUGAAACAAGGGCAGGGGAGGGAUUUUGGAUUCAGGAGUCUGAAAUGUGAACUAUCAAGAAUGCAAAAGAGUGCAAGGAACGGCAUGAGAGUCUUAGUUUUGUUUCUGGAGUCUUAUUAUUGUGCCUGUUUUCACCAACAGCCAAGUCAGUAUUUUGAAGUGUCAGGUGUUUUUUAGAAGAUGUGCUGAAGGCUUUGUUCUCACUCCUCUUCUAACUACUGACACAUCGGGGCUGCUGACAGGGGUGAUCAUUACACACACUCAAACAGAGGUUAUACAGCAUAUUUUUGACUUCAAGAAAACAAUGGAAAUUGUUUUACUAUUCAUAUUGCACAAAACAGUGUUGAGUUAUGGUCUUCAGUGUAGAAGUAGCUUGGCUCUACCUAAGUGAAUCAGAGCAUUGUCUCCUGUCUGUUCACCGGUUUAGAUUCUCAGUGGUGAUAGUCUCAGUUGUGAUUGUUUUAUAGCAUGUUUUUUACAGGGUUUGUAUUGUAAUUAUGUGUAUAACAUAUUAAGUCAUGACAAAAUAACAAAACUGAUGUCUUAAACAGUAACUGAAAGCUUCUGCUGAGAUGUUUCUCACUCUGAUUUAUUUUAUUUUGACCCAGCAACAUAAUGCGUCUUUAAUUUUAGGUAAAAAGUGCACACACACAUGAGUUAUAUCUCCUAUUGUGACUGCUAGCACUUUUGUUAAUGUUUCAGAACUAAAGUCAGUUUUGAGUUGCCUUACUGUUUGUGUGUAUCACUACUGCUCUCUGGUGUUCAAA